Salvelinus namaycush (lake trout) is the source of this 949-nucleotide messenger RNA. Its product is annotated as OX-2 membrane glycoprotein-like. The record is from RefSeq and is a predicted model, not a curated record. Bases 38 to 949 code for a protein of 303 amino acids. Lineage: Eukaryota; Metazoa; Chordata; Actinopteri; Salmoniformes; Salmonidae. Gene Ontology annotation, molecular function: cell-cell adhesion mediator activity. The transcript is spliced from 5 exons.
GAAACCAUGAGCUUAAGUCAACAUUCACCAGCUGAGAAUGAAUACUUUUCUCAUUCUCUUAUGCUUGCUCUCUGAAGCGGUCUCUGCCAACGUCGUAGCUAGAGGAGACACCAGGGUUGACUUCAAUGGCGACGCAUCAUAUACCUGCACCCUUGCGGACCCGACAGGUGUGUUGCAAGUCACCUGGCAGAGGCUGUUCAAAGAUGACUCGGUGGAGAAUCUGGCCACCUACAGCAAGCGGUUUGGCGUUAAAAUCAUAGACCCGCACCGAGGCAAGGUGGUUUUCACGGAGGCAUCUCUCAACUCGACGUCCAUUACCGUGAAGAAUGUAACAUGGGCGGACGAAGCCUGCUAUAUUUGUUCCUUCAAUGUUUACCCGAGUGGAUCAAGACGCAAGCAGACGUGUCUUACAGUUCAAGGUGUAUCUGAAGUGAGAGCCACAAUGCAAAAAGUCCCCAGCACUGAACCUGACUCAGACAUGGAAGUUGUGGUCAGCUGCUCUGCCACAGGUAAACCAGCACCUUGGAUCCAAUGGAACAUUUCUGCAGCAGCACUCAUAAAGACACCUAACAACUGGACUGUCAUUAACAAAGACCAAACUGUCACAGCCAUUAGCAACAUCACCCUCCAACUGUUGCCAGGCUCAGGGGGAUACGUGGACUGUAUCAUAAACAAUGGGAUGAGGACACAGAGACACGAGCGGGUCCUGCUUCCUAUUCUCCCUGGAGAGAGGGAGGUUGAAGAGGAUGACAAGAGGACAUCCCCGUGGGCUGUUGCCAUUCCAGUAUUCCUAAUCAUUUCCCUUUUAGUCAUCUUUGGCUGUGUCGAGCUUCAAAAGAAAAAAGCGGUGAACCCCCAGAACACUCCUCUGCCCCAAUGUCAUUUCCAGCGCCCUCCGAAGAAGCAGCCCCCUCCCCAGGCUCAGGUUGCGCUAGAGUCUCCUCGUUAG